This is a messenger RNA of Mollisia scopiformis, 1524 nucleotides long. Its product is annotated as P60-like protein. Gene Ontology annotation, cellular component: nucleolus. The coding region runs from base 51 to 1373 and encodes 440 amino acids. The record is from RefSeq and is a predicted model, not a curated record. NCBI's taxonomy places the organism in Eukaryota, Fungi, Ascomycota, Leotiomycetes, Helotiales, Mollisiaceae. Gene Ontology annotation, molecular function: 5S rRNA binding. Gene Ontology annotation, biological process: rRNA processing; ribosomal large subunit assembly. The transcript has 2 exons.
CGACAUCAAACAUUCACAACGGCGGAUUGAUUCGCAACAAAGAGGGAAUCAUGCCUAUUAUCAAACCUGCCCAUGUUGCUCCGGGUGCCCCUGCGCAACACAAACAGCCAUCACGAAAAGGCAAGAAGGCGUGGAGAAAAAAUGUCGAUGUUACCGAGAUUCAAGAGGGGCUUGAAGAAGUGCGAGAGGAAAUUAUCAAAGGUGGUGUCAUAGUGGAAAAAGAUUCAGCAGAUCUCUUCACAGUUGACACAGCCGGCGAUGUCUCGAUACCCAAGAAAUUCUUGAAGAAUUCCAAACCACUUAAAGCCGACGAAAUUAUUGCUCAACGCUCUGUCAUCCCUGCAGUCUCCCUUCGAAAACGAGCUGGCGACAAGACUACAGACGGCAUUAUCGAAGCGAAGCGUCAGCGCACAAGUUAUAUCACUCACAAAGAGCUCUCACGUCUACGCAAAAUUGCAGAUGGUCGAGGGUCGCAGACCACAGUCGAAGUCACUGAGGCGAGCUACGAUCCGUGGGACGUACAGAAAGAUAUCGACGAAGCAGCUCAGGACCCACGCUUUUCUUUCCUCGAGAAGUCGAUGAAGAAAGUAGCCCCUCAAACAUUGAAGCAGAAGCCUAUCUCAUUGGCAGCGAGUGGAAAGAAUAUUCCAGCCGUCAAGAAGCCUGAAGGAGGAUUCAGCUACAAUCCCAUGUACGAAGACUACGAAGAGCGGUUGAUGACAGCGGGCGAGAAGGAAUUGGCAGCCGAACAGAAACGACUUGCGGUCAAAGAAGCGGAGCGGGUGAAGCAAGAAGCAGCAGCCAAGUCUGCAGCGGAGGCCGAGGCGGCAGAAGCGAGAGCAGAUUUAUCGGAAUGGGAAGAAGAUUCUGCAUGGGAAGGUUUCGAGAGUGGUACUGAAGAAGUGAAGCUGAAUGCCAAGCGACCAGAAAGGAAGACUCAGGCCCAACGGAAUAAGAUAAAGCGGAGGAAGGAGGAAGAGAGAAAGGUGAAGAUGGCUGCCAAUGACCGGAAGAAGGCCGAACAGACCGCACAGAUCAAGAAAAUUGCCAAGGCUCUUAACGAAAAUGAGCAAGCGAAGAAGAUGGCUCUCGUCAAAGAUGAUGAUAGCAGUAGCGAGGGCGAUGACCUUGAGCUUCGAAGAAGGAAGUUGGGCAAGCUUCUUCUGCCAGAGAAAGAUCUAGAGCUGGUCCUACCAGAUGAGUUACAGGAGUCCUUGAGAUUGUUGAAGCCCGAGGGUAACUUGUUGAAGGAGCGUUACAGAAAUUUGCUGGUCAGGGGCAAACUUGAGAGUCGAAGACCAGUUGCCUUUCAUAAGAAGCCAAAGCGGAAGGCGACGGAAAAGUGGACCCACAAGGAUUUUAUGUUGCAUUAGAUCGCUGGAAUCGAUGUCUGAGUCAAGUCCAAUCUUGAUGCGAGGCUUUGUGUGUUUGACAGUGAUUUCUUUGUUCUCUUACUUUGUCGGGUGCUUUGAGUCUCUUUAGCUACCUUCUUUACUGCAUGCAGAAAGUUCUGACACAUACCCC